Messenger RNA from Hyaloscypha bicolor E, 953 nucleotides. RefSeq lists its product as uncharacterized. Gene Ontology annotation, biological process: regulation of DNA-templated transcription. The record is from RefSeq and is a predicted model, not a curated record. Gene Ontology annotation, molecular function: zinc ion binding; DNA-binding transcription factor activity, RNA polymerase II-specific. Bases 69 to 833 code for a protein of 254 amino acids. NCBI's taxonomy places the organism in Eukaryota, Fungi, Ascomycota, Leotiomycetes, Helotiales, Hyaloscyphaceae. The transcript has 3 exons.
CCUCGCUCGUCUCCUUACGACCAAGUAGUUUGUAAACGGCUUCUGCUAAGACACAGUUCCUUAUUAGGAUGCCUGCUUCAGCUGCGACAAAGAGACGCUACGCAACGGCGCAGGACAGCUGUCAAAACUGCAGAAAUGCUGCGCGUUGGUGCGACAUCAGGAAACCAUCCUGUGGGCAGUGUAUUGCGAGAGCUGAGGGAUGUCCAUAUUCCACGGCCGCGCGACGGCAGAUUUAUCCAGAUCACGCCGAACAAGAACAACCCUCUACUCCAAUUGAUUCUCUAUCACUACGAGAAUCAACAGCACGAGAACCGCCAGCGCUAGGAGAUGUACAGCCCCCCUCUCAAUCACCUUCGGCCUCGCAGAUUCCAACUGCUUCAUCAAUGCCAUUCCCCGAACUGUUCGAACAGAACAUGAAAGUACUAUCUCAGCAAGCAACAACGAAUCUCCGGGAACUAGAAGAGGAAGUUUCAACUUUGCAGCGACAGCUUCAACUCUGCGAAACACAGAGGCAGGCUGCGGUGGACGAGGUAAGGGAGUCCAAAGCGAAAUUUGAAAUUUUGGAAACAGAGUACAAAAUGUGGCAAGUAGAGGGAAUGCAAAGAAUUCAAAGGGCACAAGCGACAGAGGCACAUGCCCGUGAACAACUUCAACAGGUGAAAUUUGAAUUCGAGGGUCUUUAUCAGCGUUUGUACUCCGGGAUGCACUACCCAACUGGAGACGUUUCUAUCACCGCAAUGCAACCCUUCAUUCCACAACCUGCCACGAGACAGUCGAACAUGGAUUUUCCCGCGCCUGAUGGACACAAUGACACGACCCAAGUAAGGAUCUGAGUUCAUCCGAGUAUGUAGCUCUUGUAUUUUCCUUUGGCGGAAAUUUGUUUGUUCGCUACUAUUGUUCGUUUGCUUAGUCCAGAGGGCAAGGUGAACUGUAAAGUCUUAUCAAUUCAAAUU